This is a messenger RNA of Ambispora gerdemannii, 1041 nucleotides long. The record is from the annotation of a GenBank genome assembly. Lineage: Eukaryota; Fungi; Glomeromycota; Glomeromycetes; Archaeosporales; Ambisporaceae.
AUGGCUUCUACAGCUCCCACAACAAAUGCGAAAGAGGGCUUGGCUAACUUAAACGUUACAGCUGCUUUAGAUAUAGAGGGGACUAUUCCACUCGAAAGCGUGCAACUUGAUGGUCUGGUAGUCUUGAAAAUUAUCAAACAUUGUCGUGAAGCUUUUCCUACACCAGUUACCGGUCAACUCCUUGGUUUGGAUAUAAGUGAGGUAUUGGAGGUGACAAGCUCUUUUCCGUUCCCGAGGGCAAAAUAUCAAGUUGAAAUGAUGAGAUGUCUACGUGAAAUUAACGUUGAUCAUAAUACAGUUGGUUGGUAUCAAUCGACAUACCUUGGCUCUUUUCUGACACAUAAAUUAGUUGAAACUCAAUACUUUUUCCAAAAAACUAACAAUAAGAGCGUAGUCAUUGUCCAUGAUGUUUCACGAUCAACUCAUGGAAAUAUAUCACUACGAGCAUUUCGAUUCACUCCGUCGUUCAUGGAAGCACAAAAAGAAAAAAAAUUCACCAACGAAUCAUUACAAAAAAAAAAACUCACAUUCUCGAAUAUAUUCGAAGAACUACCGAUCGCAAUCAAAAACUCGCAUCUCGUAACUGCUCUUCUCCAUUCUCUAAACGAGUAUGAACCGUUGCCGAUAAAAGCCUUGGAUAAAGAUAAGGUCGAGGUUCCACUUACGCCGAAUUUCGAUACGUUGGAAUUGAGUCUUGAUCCUUAUAUCGAGAAAAAUUUGGAAUUCUUGUUGGAGGCGGUGGAAGAGUACGGUCAAGAACAGAGCAAUCUGGCGUUUUGGCAACGAAGUUAUGCACGUGAGCAGUCUAAACUUCAGCAAUAUCUGCAGAAAAGGAAACAAGAAAAUCAAACGCGACAAGCAGCUGGAUUGGAGCCACUUCCUGAAGAAGACAUAAGCAAAUUAUUCAAAUUACCACCUGAACCUUCAAAACUCGAUAGUCUAUUGAUAACAUCACAGAUCAAUAAUUAUUGCAAACAGUUGAAUCAAUACGCCGGUCCUACUCUAGGGAAAUUAUUUGUCGUGGGAGAAUUACAAAAAUAA